This is a messenger RNA of Exophiala dermatitidis NIH/UT8656, 2075 nucleotides long. RefSeq lists its product as uncharacterized. Bases 743 to 1795 code for a protein of 350 amino acids. The record is from RefSeq and is a predicted model, not a curated record. Lineage: Eukaryota; Fungi; Ascomycota; Eurotiomycetes; Chaetothyriales; Herpotrichiellaceae. The transcript is spliced from 2 exons.
UUGCUGCCUGUAUUGACUCUCACGACACUCUUGCCCAGUACCUACGGCACGCACAUACUAGUACAUGUCUUAUCCACAGUGAUUCCCUGACUCCGCCUUGCUUCAGAGCUUCCUUGACCUCGGAAUGGGUCUGGUCUCGGCCUUCGAUCUACGUAUGGGGUUCGAAGCCACCGCACUGAUUGAUGAAAGCGGUCAAUCUGCGCUUGGUUGGCAAUUUGGUUUCCGUUGCCACUACACUACCCGUCACUAGUACCAGGAUUGCUACUAUGUGGUUGGGUUUGAGUUUCGGAUUUGCAAGAGAUCAGUAGCCCACAGUAAACUAUAUCCCCAGGCAGACUUGCGGCGGAUCGGAAGAUGGCAGGACACAUCACAGACAUCUAUACAGUAUCACACGGAUGGUGCGAAUAUGGCUUCAUGUCUUUCUGGAGGCUGUGGGUGUUGUUGCCACUCUUACCACGCCCCACGAUUGUGUAUGCCUUGUCCGACAGUGUAGUGCAGACUAGAGCAAACAGAGAGUUACAGAUAUCUUACUGGUCAACCGACAAAGAUCAACUGAAUCAAACGCUGAACCAAACUCAACAAACCAGUCUUGUCGAGGAAUCGUGUCAACUGGUAAUCAUCUUCACUUGCUACCCCUACGUCCACCUUCCCUUUAUAGUGAAGUGAUAUUACCUACCAGUCACUUCCACGGCCGGGAACAGUCAUACUUAUCAGGCUUCCCAUUUCAACCGGGAAUUCUGAAAUGGAAGAUCCAGUCGUGAUCUCAUCUUCAUCCUUCCACUCUCACUCUUCAUCGACCAGCACCUCAUCCUCAUUUCGAGCUCGCCAGUCCACCAUGGACAUGUUGCGUCGGUUCGGCACGAAGCGAUCAAAAGCUGGGUCAGCAGCAACGUCGACUUCGUCUGCCAGUAAUUCAACCUCAAAGUCCACAUCAUCAACGGCUCGGUCACCGGGCCCCUUCAUGCCCGCAACAUCUACCACUCCUACCCGACGACCACCGCCAUCUAAUGAUCCAACACAAGCGCCGCCACCGCCAUAUUCCGCCGCUCCAUACAGUCCAGCCGACCUGGCGUCGCCAAUGCAAGUCGCCGACGAUUCGCCGUACGCAUUCCUGCGCGAAUUCGACACCAUUUUUCUCAUCGACGACAGCGGCAGCAUGGCUGGCCGAAGUUGGCGCGAAACAGCCGCGGCGUUAAGCGCGAUCGCGCCGAUCUGCACAUCGCACGACGCCGAUGGGAUCGACAUAUACUUUUUGAACCAUCGGAAUCCUGUCUCAGGGAGUACUUUGGGCGGGUACACGAACGUCACGACCACGGCGGCCGUGGAGGCCUUGUUUCGAACCGUGAGGCCGCUAGGUGGCACGCCGACGGGAACACGGCUGAAUCACUUGCUCAAGCCGUACUUGGCUCAACUAGAGGAUUCGUUGAGAGGUGGUCGUGGCAAUAUUGCACAGGUGACGACGGUCAAACCACUCAACAUCAUUGUCAUUACCGACGGCGUGCCCAGCGACGACGUCGAGUCCGUCAUUGUCAGUGCAGCGAGGAAAUUGGAUGCCAUGGGCGCCGAGCCCUGGCAGGUCGGCGUGCAGUUUUUCCAGGUCGGCAGUGAGCCUGAGGCUGCGGAGAACCUGAGGGAGUUGGACGAUGCGCUUUCGGGCGAAUAUCAUAUUCGUGAUAUGGUGGAUACGGUUCCUUUUACGGGAGAGCACGGCCAGGGCCAGCAACUUACGGCGCAAGGGCUGCUCAAGGUCUGUUUGGGCUCGGUUGUUAGGAGACAUGAUAGACGGGCAGCAUAGGUUAUUUGUGUCUGGUUGAUGCCCUGGGCUUUCCAUGUUUCGGGGAAGGGAACUAUUCCAUCCAUGAUAUCGAGUCUGAAUUGAAAUGGAGUAAUGACUGAUGAACAUUCAUGAAAGCAACUUCUCAAACGGUUGUCGCUUACCCAUGUUCAAUAAUGAUGUACCUGGUCUUUUAUUCGGGUAUGGCGUUGGCAGAAGGAGUCCAGACCCUCGCGCUCUUACACGUCGUACUACUAGUAGUACCCGAAGUACUGCACCCCUGCAGUAACUGCAGUGUCGG